Molecule: messenger RNA, 1652 nt
Organism: Paecilomyces variotii
Lineage: Eukaryota; Fungi; Ascomycota; Eurotiomycetes; Eurotiales; Thermoascaceae
Product: 26S proteasome regulatory complex, subunit RPN6/PSMD11
Exons: 2
Coding region: 133-1407 (424 amino acids)
Biological process (GO): ubiquitin-dependent protein catabolic process
Cellular component (GO): proteasome regulatory particle, lid subcomplex
Molecular function (GO): structural molecule activity; protein binding
Source: RefSeq, a predicted model, not a curated record
CAUACGCAACAUCGCCAGACCUCAACCAGCUCCAGCUCUAGCUCUCAACCCCACGACCUCUUCCCUUCCUUGCCGUCUAGUCGACUCAUUUGGUCCUUUCCACCUCUAUAGUUUAAUUGUACUCGUCCCAGGAUGGCUCCCACAUCACCAGCCGCCCAGCGGAUAGAGGAAGCCAAGGCGAUCUCUAAGAAGGACGCCUCCAAGGCAGAGAGCAUCUACCGGGAUAUCCUCUCCAAGGGGCCAGGUUCGACGGAAGCCUCUUCGCGCGACUACGAGGCAGCCUUGAUAGGAUUAGGAGAGCUGUACCGUGAUGUCAAGAAGCCACAGGAGCUCUCAGAACUCAUCAAGACGAGCCGCGAUGUCUUCUCCUCGUUUGCUAAAGCUAAGACGGCGAAGCUAGUCCGUCAGCUACUCGACAUUUUCAGCGAAAUCCCAAACACCCUCGAUAUCCAGAUCAACGUCAUCAAGUCAUGCAUAGAAUGGGCAGUGUCAGAACGACGAUCCUUCUUGAGACAGAACCUCGAAACCCGACUGGUCACGAUCUAUAUGCAGAAGCAGACAUACUACGAUGCCUUGACACUAAUUAACUCUCUGUUGCGGGAGCUGAAGCGUCUGGAUGACAAGUUGAUGCUGGUGGAGGUCCAGCUACUGGAGUCGCGUGUCUACCAUGCACUCGGCAACCAGCCCAAAGCGCGUGCUGCGCUCACAGCUGCACGAACAUCUGCAGCCUCUGUGUACACCCCUCCGCAGGUCCAGGCCGGUCUCGAUAUGCAGAGUGGCAUGCUCCACGCGGAGGACAAGGACUUCAACACUGCCUUCUCAUACUUCAUCGAAGCCCUUGAGGGUUACAGUUCUCUCGACGACGCAACCAAGGCUACCGCGGCCCUUCAGUACAUGCUGCUGUGCAAGAUUAUGUUGAAUGCUGUGGAUGAUGUGACUACCUUGCUGGCCUCCAAACAGGCUCUUAAGUAUGCUAGUACUAGACUGGAGGCCAUGAAGGCGGUGGCCCGAGCUCACGCCAACCGAUCGCUGGAGGAAUAUGAGAAGGCCCUAUCAGACUACCGGUAUGAACUCGGUGGUGACACCUUUAUCCGAAACCACCUGCGCAGACUUUACGAUGCGAUGCUGGAGCAGAACCUCAUCAAGGUGAUCGAGCCGUUCAGCAGAGUCGAGAUCGACCACAUUGCCAAGAUGGUCGGACUGGACACGCAGCAGGUUGAGAGGAAGCUAUCGCAGAUGAUCCUGGACAAGGUCAUCAUUGGCGUCUUGGACCAGGGUGCCGGCUGCUUGAUUGUGUACGAUGAGACAGAGCGGGACCGGGGCUACGAUGCCGCGCUGGAGACGAUCGAGAAGCUGAGCAACGUGGUGGAAGUGUUGUAUACUAACCAGGCCUCUCUUCUCGAAUAAAGGCCUUCCCUGUUUGGUCGAAUUUUCUGAAAUGUGAUGACUUUGGGAGCAUAAGGUGGUCGGAUGGUGCUUGAUAUACCAGGCGGCGAAAAAAGAGCCGGACGUGUAGGUAGAGGCAUCAAUGAUUCGAUCUUAUCACGAGAUCAGACGAUUAAAACUUGUUAUUCUAUGCCUGUAGACGAGACAGAUUCCUUAAAAAAGAAAUCGAAUCGAAUACUAGUAGCUCAUAGAUAGACCAGAAGCCG